Labrus mixtus (cuckoo wrasse) is the source of this 1643-nucleotide messenger RNA. Its product is annotated as DEP domain-containing mTOR-interacting protein. The transcript has 9 exons. Gene Ontology annotation, biological process: intracellular signal transduction. Lineage: Eukaryota; Metazoa; Chordata; Actinopteri; Labriformes; Labridae. The record is from RefSeq and is a predicted model, not a curated record. The coding region runs from base 143 to 1504 and encodes 453 amino acids. Gene Ontology annotation, molecular function: protein binding.
UGUUGUCAGAACAGCAAACAAGAAAAUGGGUGUUAGCUUCAACACAGCAAAAAAAACAAAACCCAGAAAGACAUGAUUUUGAACACUGCACUUUCCUUUUGUUGGAAGCUUUCUGUCGAUGAUAUCCUGACAGAAACACUCCAUGUCGUUGUGCCUCUUCCUUUCUGUAUACACAACAUGUUUCCCACAUGGCCAUGGGGUUCUGUGUGAUUCAAGGGCUAUUUUGUCAACACAAAGAGCCAUAACUAAGUGUCCUCACUUACUUUCUGGUCUACAGAUAACAAACAUGGAGCGAACAAGUAGCAUUAGGAGAAGAGCCAUGGCAAGACAACAUAAAGCUGAAGUCAUGAUUGCUGGAGAACAGCUCAGGUUGAGGCUUCAUGAUGGGAAACUGAUAAAGGACCGACGCUACCACCUGCGCACAUAUCCUAACUGUUUUGUGGCUCAGGAACUUACAGACUGGCUUGUGAGCCAUAAGGAGGCCCCUGACCGAGUAACUGCUGUGUGCCUAAUGCAGCAUCUCAUUGAUCAAGACAUUGUUCACCACGUGUGUGAUAAAAGGCCUGUCUUCAAGGAUGCUAAACUGCUGUAUCGUUUCCGUACGGAUGAUGGCACAUUUCCCCUCAAUACAGAAGUGAAAAUCUUCAUGAGAGGACAUCGAUUAUAUGAUCAUCUCAUUGGAGACAAGAACUCUAUUCUAGAGCUAAGAGAAGAACAUGGUGUUCAAUAUCAGCGCUCCUUUCCUGGAUGUCAGUUAAUUGACUGGCUGCUUCAGAAUGGAGAGGCAGAGAGCCGGCGUCAGGGAAUAGAGCUGUGCCGGGCAUUGCAGGAGCAUGGCAUCAUUCAACAUGUGACAAAGAAGCGUGACUUUUUUGACAGUGGAUUGCUCUAUCAGUUCUGCAUCAAUUUUCGCCGCCGCCGCCGUCUUUCUGAGCUGUUAAAUGAAAGUGAACAAGACGACGAUGAAAGUGUUGUGGUGGCGACGCCAGGGGACAACCAUACUGAUAGUCCGUUUGUUCUGCGCAAAAGCCAACCUCAGGAGGGCAACAGUGCUUUUCAGUCCGUGGGAUCAAGUAAAGACUUAAAACAGGUUACCAGUGGGCGUCGAGGCAGCUUGAGCUCUCUUCAGCUUCACACAGAUGGAUUUCCACUGCUCGUCCAGCCGUCCUCAGCAUCACUGGUGAGAUAUAAUCCUAAAUCAGUACUUCGAAGACAUUUUACAUGUGAAGAGUUACUAGCACCUGGUGCACCCUUCAUCAAGAAAGUCUUGACGGUGAUAGGAGACGCCCUGGGUUGGGGCUUUGUUAUCAGAGGCAUCUCUCCUGUUUAUGUGCAGGCUGUAGAUCCUGAAAGCCCUGCAGCCACUGCUGGAAUUAAGGCUCGGCAGUUUGUGUGCCAGGUGAAUGGCCAGUGUGUUCUCUACCUGGACUACAAGACAGUCAGAAGAUUGGUGAUGACAGGAACUCGCACUGUCGUACUGGAGGUGAUGGAACCCCUAGAGUGAAAAUAACUGUCUUUUGAGUCUUGCUCUUGAUUUACACACAGACUGGACUAAGUAAUCUUUUUUUCAUAUUGACAAGUCAUGAAUGCAAUAUUUAAGUGUAAUGUGCUUUUGGUUGGGAAACUAAAUAAAAAUGUAAUCU